Molecule: messenger RNA, 2029 nt
Organism: Myotis brandtii (Brandt's bat)
Lineage: Eukaryota; Metazoa; Chordata; Mammalia; Chiroptera; Vespertilionidae
Product: angiopoietin-related protein 3-like
Exons: 3
Coding region: 442-1095 (217 amino acids)
Source: RefSeq, a predicted model, not a curated record
CCAAAAUAGGAAUCACUUCGUAUAGCAAAAUUAUCUUGAAAACUCCUUUAGUACCUACAGGCCCAGUGCAUGUGCAAGGCAUUUAGUUUAAUCUCAUCGUUCCCCAAGAAAAAUGGUUUUCUUCAGUCAUAUGCAUCACAACAAAGAACAGGACAUUUGGUAUUCAUCAACGAUGUUCUUCCAGAGCUCCUUCAGAUGGCUUCUCUCGAUUACAAACUGUUUUGGAAACUCCGAAUUCUUUCCACUGAUUCAGCCAUAGCCUCUUAACUAAUUUAUAAACCGCUGUGAUUUAGCAGCUCCAGGAAGUUAGAGGAUAAUGUUGUGGAAUUUGCUCAUUCUUAGAGCAAACUCUUUCUGCUCUUUACUGUCUUGGGACCGUCUUCUACUUUCUUUGCUGAAAACAGGUUCCCCCAAGGGACCUUGAAAUCUUUCAAAGCCACAAUGCAAAAAACAUCAGUGUGGCUUCUCCUCAGUUUAGCCUAUUCUUUAUCCAGUGCAAGAAGACAAGGAGAAAGACAUGCCCCUGUCCCCUAUUUCCAAGAUGACAUCAAUGUCCUCUCUCAGGGGCUUCUACAGCUUGGAGUGGAGCUCAAGAUGCAAGUGAGCUACAGCAAAAAUCACAUUGGCCACCUGUUUAAACAACUGGACAGUCUGAAUACCUCUUUAGUUGAGCUUCUAACUCAAGUCAGCCAGCAGGAGGGAAAGAAAGAGGACCUGGAGAGGAGAGCUGAGCAGCUCGGCAAGAGGAAUGAAGACCUCCAUCAGCUGGUUGCUGAGCUCCAGCAUCAGAUGGUUGCCGGGAUAAAGGACAGAGAGAAUUUCAAUGAGAGGCUAAACUUGCUGGAGCAGAAGAUGGAGGAUGCUGUGUUCUUCAAGGCAGGUGGGCUUUCUCUGACAGAAGUGAUGGACGACAUUAUGCCCUUUUUGCAAAGACAGAGCCAAAGAAUUGAUGAACUAUUUGCGGAAGUGGAAAUGCAGCAAAACCAAUUGCACAAACGAGAUACCCUCAUUAAAAGGCUACGGGAAAAGGUUAAAUCAAAGCACAAACUCACAAAGGAAACAGUAAAAAAUGGAAAGAAAACCCCUGAUGUGUAGGGUGAAGAGAAUGUUUCGUCUUCAGGAAUCAGCAAGGAAAACGGAGCAUGAAUCCUGUUCUAGGGCACAAGUCAGAGUCCACACAAGGCGGCCUGCCCUGGGAAAUGGCACAAGAUUAGAAGGAGGUGCUGGGGGUGUUGUCCCGAGCAGCAGCUUGCCCCUUAGUAACCUCUGCUCUGUGGGCCAGGCUGCAAUGUUUUGUGUAAAUGCUGGCACUGUAUUCUGAACAUCGGGGACCUCUAACCCCGCCCCCGCAACAAGCAAAUGCAGUUAAGUAGCUAGAGACAAAAUGUUACCCAAAUUGUUUAGAAACACUACAAUAAAUGACCCAAUAUUCUCUCUCUCUAGUCAUGUUAUGUUUUUAAAAAUGCACUCUAAAACAGAAAUCAAAUGAGAGCAAGAGAAACAAAUAGAAAGCCAGCAAACUCUUAUACUUGUUAUUACACCACUUUUUAAAGAUUUUGAAGGGAAAAAUAACCCAUUCUUUCCCAAUUGAUGAACUACAAUUUGAACAUCCGAUAUGGUUUCUUGAACAACUAUGGAUAUUGAACAACUAUUAUUACUAAUAAUAAUUUGUCUUUGAACAUGGACUACAUGCUCACAUAUCCUAUAUUUUCAGAGUACCUCUUCUAUUGCCCUCAAUUCCCACCCCUUCUUCUUCUGAGAAAGGUAACAAUUCCUCUUAAGAAAGGGCUUGGAAAAUCAGCAUUCCUCCUGUUAAAUAAAGCAGGACCUCAAGCUGGGGCAAAGAGAAUGUUCCCUUUUAGAAAGAGGUAAAAGUACCUGAACUCUCCUUAAAAUCCACUCACUUGUUUAAGAAAAGUCCAACUACUUUUCAAUAGCAAAAGACCCAACAGGAAAGUUGGGAUGUUUUUAGGUCUUAUCUGGAUCAGAUUCACAGUGAAAAGAAUCACAAAUACAUAAACAUUUGAAA